This is a messenger RNA of Anneissia japonica, 1629 nucleotides long. RefSeq names its product zinc finger protein SNAI2-like. The transcript has 2 exons. Gene Ontology annotation, molecular function: RNA polymerase II cis-regulatory region sequence-specific DNA binding; DNA-binding transcription factor activity, RNA polymerase II-specific. Lineage: Eukaryota; Metazoa; Echinodermata; Crinoidea; Comatulida; Comatulidae. The record is from RefSeq and is a predicted model, not a curated record. Gene Ontology annotation, biological process: regulation of DNA-templated transcription. Bases 87 to 899 code for a protein of 270 amino acids.
CAAGACCUGUCAUUAAACUUGAUUACCGUUGAAAAGUUAAUUACUUCUACGAUUUCUACUCCGAAGUAAAACCAGUAAAACGCAAGAUGCCGAGGUCUUUCUUAAUCAAGAAACAUUAUAACCAUCAACAUCAUUUUAAGAGAUUGCAGCAUACGAUACUUAGAGCAGCAUUUAACCCUGCCACAGAUGUGAUCAGAAAACCUGUAAGACCAGAACCGCUUGCAAUUAAGUCAUUGAAUGAAAAAGUUAUUCAGUUGUGUUACCUAACAUGUUACCCAUCUCAUACCAGUUGCCAUGAUAACGGUUUUAAAAUCGCAGAUGCAGCGCCAACUUUACCAAUAACUUUACCUUCGGACAAUUCUCAUACGAUUUCUCAAGAAACUGUUACGAUAGUGCCAUCAUUAGCUAAAGAGUAUCCAACGAGAAAAAAGAAAGACAUUCAGAAUGGGGAUCAAAAAUAUCAUUGUCCAGAGUGUAACAAAGUGUACGUGACGGCCAGUGGCCUUAGCAAGCACAGACAAUUUUACUGCGAUGCACAAAGCAAAAAGAGCUUUAAGUGUAAAUAUUGCGAGAAAGAGUACAUGUCUCUCGGAGCCCUCAAAAUGCACAUCAGGACACAUACCCUACCGUGUAAAUGCAGCUUUUGCGGGAAAGCCUUCUCAAGGCCCUGGCUUUUACAGGGACACAUUCGCACGCACACCGGAGAAAAACCGUUUUCCUGCCAGCAUUGUAAGAGAGCAUUUGCAGACAGAUCAAACCUCAGAGCUCACUUACAAACUCAUUCGGACGUUAAGAAAUACUGCUGUAAAAAGUGUGGGAAAACUUUUUCUCGGAUGUCUCUACUUAAUAAACACGAGGACGCAGGAUGUUGCGCUCACGGAAGAAGUGAGAAGCAUUAACAACAACAAAAAAAAUAAAUAUGGAUAAAGAUAUCUAUCACGUAAUACUUUUUCGCUGUGUGCUAUAUGAACAAACUGAACUGCUUUUUUAAAAAACGUGCUAGGUUUAAAUAGUGGAACUAGUUGACCGGUUUAUUCCAUACUCAUUUGUUCGCAAGUAGUGUAUAAUUAUUAUUUACCUCAAAAAUUUAAGUCAGUGAUAUGUCGCGGGAGGGGUACGUAAGGAAUAAAUAGAAAAACAAAACUUGCUAAAUUCAUCGAUAAAAAACAAUAUGAACGGUUAUUAUUUGUUUUUUACGGUUUACAUAAUUGUAUAUUUAUUAUAUCUCCAACAUUAAUCAGCAAUUUAAAUGGCGCAGGAAGGAGUGUAUAAUAAUAAUAAUAAAAAGAAAAUGUGCUAGAUUUAUGCUAAAUGACCGAACAUUUGAACUGUUAAUACUUGUAUUUUUUGGUAUAGCAAUUUACCUUAAAAAUAACGUCAGCGAAUUAGAUGACGUGGGAAGGGUGAAUAAGUGAUAGGAUAAACAAGGGUUAACAUUUUUCAUUAAAUUGCAUUGAACCCCCUCUCAUUACAACUCUUUUGUUUUAUCACUUGUUAUAUAGCCCACUGGAUUUACUCUAUAGCUGCAAAAUAACUGUAAACUUGACUUAUUUAUUGAUUGUAUAUAAUAGUAUUUAUUUUGUUUUAAUCCUAUAUUGUAAAUAAAAGAGAUUUCUCUCUGACACAUUA